Molecule: messenger RNA, 1473 nt
Organism: Lotus japonicus
Lineage: Eukaryota; Viridiplantae; Streptophyta; Magnoliopsida; Fabales; Fabaceae
Product: protein MIZU-KUSSEI 1
Exons: 2
Coding region: 154-993 (279 amino acids)
Biological process (GO): hydrotropism
Source: RefSeq, a predicted model, not a curated record
CUCUUACACUCACUAUAUCAAAGAAAUGAAUCAAUCAAUUAAUUAAACAAACCAAAACCAAAACCAAAACCAAAACCAAAAAGCCCAACAACAACAACAACAACACAUUCAUUCAUUCAUUCUAUCCUCAAUAGUUAAAAGACCAAACCAGUCAUGGACACACCAACAACAAUCCCUCAAGACUUAUCCUCCAAGAGGCACUUCCACUGGACCAGCAACAAGGUUGGAAACGAAGAAGCUGAACCACAACCACCCACCUCAGAAACAGUGACCAAAACCUUAAAGGAUCACACAACAAAAGAGGAUGAUGACAAGGUUGUUUCAGCUUCAGGAAUUUCAGCAACCACCUCGCACGCAACCAGGAAGAAGCUUCAGGCGGUGGCGGUUUCCAGGCUACGCUCUGUUCUCACCAUGUUCGGGAAGAAUCGCUCCGGCCUACCCUUUGGACUCGGUUCUCGGGUUGUCGGUACGCUCUUCGGGUACCGUCGGGGGCAUGUGCAUUUCGCGUUUCAGAAGGACCCCACUUCGCCACCGGCGUUUCUCAUCGAGCUGGCGACGCCGAUAAGCGGUUUGGUUCGAGAAAUGGCUUCUGGGUUGGUUCGAAUUGCUCUGGAGUGUGAUAAGGAGAAGGGGAAGGAGAAAGAGAAGGAAGCAGAGAAGAAGGGUGUGAGGUUGCUGCAGGAGCCUCUGUGGAGGACUUACUGUAAUGGGAAGAAGUGUGGGUUUGCUACCAGGAGAGAAUGCGGUGAGAAGGACUGGGAGAUUCUGAAAGCGGUGGAGCCAAUUUCAAUGGGUGCUGGUGUUUUGCCAGGGAGUAAUACUAAGAAUGGAGGUGGUGGUGAAGGUGAAGCUGCAGGGUCUGAUGGUGAAAUCAUGUACAUGAGGGCAAGGUUUGAGAGAAUUGUUGGGUCUAGAGACUCUGAGGCUUUCUACAUGAUGAAUCCUGACAGCAAUGGUACACCUGAGCUCAGUGUUUAUUUGCUUAGAGUCUAGCUCAACUCAAGCUCUUCGAUGCAGGGUUUUAAGUUGCGGCGGAAUUGCAGACAAAUGCGGGUUGAAAUGGCCACAAUUGCGGUUGCAGACUGCGAUUUGGAACCUUUUGCCUGAAUGGAAGCUCUGUUUAGUGUUUAGUUAUACUUACCUCCCUUUUUCAUUUUUAGUUUUUGUUCUUUGUGGAUUUGGUUAACUAGGUUGUUCCUUUAUUACAUGUUUAGCUCUUCAAUCAUGAAAAUGGAGACCUAGUUCUGUCCAUGUUUUUUUCUUUUCUCAUCCCUCUUCUUCCUGGAGGUAGAAGAAGUUGGGUUUCUGUAUUUUUUUUGUUAGAAUAGGAGGCAGAGAAGGGGGAAUUGUGGGCAAUCAAUACUUUACAGUAUUAUGGUGGGGGAUGAAAGGUGUAUAUGUAUAGUUUUCUUUGGAAUCCUUUUAAUUAGUGUUAUGAGAAGGAGAUUAAUGCAAAUCAUGAUUGUCUUCGCA